Molecule: messenger RNA, 1147 nt
Organism: Chrysochloris asiatica (Cape golden mole)
Lineage: Eukaryota; Metazoa; Chordata; Mammalia; Afrosoricida; Chrysochloridae
Gene: NIF3L1
Product: NIF3 NGG1 interacting factor 3-like 1 (S. cerevisiae)
Exons: 6
Coding region: 14-1147 (377 amino acids)
Cellular component (GO): cytoplasm; mitochondrion
Source: RefSeq, a predicted model, not a curated record
ACCUGAUUUCUGUAUGUUAUCAUCUGGUAUAUGUCUGGUCCCCAGGAAGGUCCAGCGUAUCCAUUCCCUGAUCUGCAGUUCUUCUCGUUCCUUCAUGGAUUUGAAAACUCUCCUUUCCUCCUUGAAUGACUUUGCAUCCCUUUCAUUUGCUGAGACUUGGGACAAUGUUGGAUUACUGGUGGAGCCUAGCCCACCGCAUACUGUAAACACACUCUUCUUGACCAAUGACUUGACAGAGGAAGUGAUGGCGGAGGCUUUGCAAAAAAAGGCAGAUCUCAUUCUCUCAUACCAUCCGCCUAUUUUCCGACCAAUGAAGCGCAUAACUUGGAAAACCUGGAAGGAGCGCCUGGUGAUUCAAGCUCUGGAAAAACGAGUUGGUAUCUACUCUCCUCACACAGCCUAUGAUGCUGCCCCCCAGGGAGUCAACAGCUGGUUGGCUAAAGGACUUGGAGCUUGUACCUCCUGUCCCAUACAUCCUUCCAAAGCUGCCAACUACCCCACAGAGGGAACACAUCGAGUAGAAUUCAGUGUUAAGCAUAUUGUAGACCUGGAUAAGGUCAUGUCUGCAGUGAAUGGGAUUGCAGGUGUUUCUGUCACUUCAUUUUCUGCCAGGACUGAUGAUGAAGAGCAUACACGGCUCAGUCUGAAUUGUACUCAGAAGGCUCUGCUGCAGGUGGUGGCACUGCUCUCCCAAAACAGACAACUCUACCAGAAGACGGAAAUUCUGUCACUGGAGAAGCCUCUGCUUCAGCACACUGGAAUGGGACGGAUAUGUACACUGGAUGAGUCUGUCUCCUUGGCAACCAUGAUUGAGAGAAUCAAGCAACACCUAAAACUGUCUCAUGUCCGCCUUGGUCUUGGGGCAGGGAGGACCUUAGAGUCCCAAAUCAAAGUCGUGGCCCUGUGUGCUGGUUCUGGGAGCAGUGUUCUGCAGGGUGUGGAAGCCGACCUUUACCUCACAGGUGAGAUGUCCCAUCAUGAAGUUCUGGAUGCUGCUUCCCAAGGAAUAAAUGUCAUCCUUUGUGAGCAUAGCAACACUGAAAGAGGCUUUCUUUCUGACCUUCGAGAUAUGCUGAAUGUUCACUUGGAGAAUAAAGUGAAUAUUAUCCUGUCAGAGACAGACAGGGACCCUCUUCGAGUGGUAUAA